AUGAAGAUUUUUCUUAUUCUCAUUUCCGUACACUUUGGAGUGUGUCACAACUUUCAAGACUUGUCCCUUGGAGUGGUUUAUUCCAAUUUGACAACCAGUGGAAGUUUAGUCACUAAUUUGUAUCGAGUUGUUCUCGAUGCUGAAAAUCCGCCUCCUGCAAUCAGUCUGUCUGUAUCUUGCGAAAAGUCAGUACUGAGAAAUUCUCUGACUGUUACUGUGAUACGGGGGAAAACUGUUCAUAAUAUUCCGCUCCCACGCGUUCAAUCUCAUCAAGGAAAAAAGUUUGAAUAUUGGUUUGCUUCAGACACACUUUGUGAUGAUGAUACCUCAAUGGAACAGCUUGGUCAACCUAUUUAUAUAUCUAUAUCAAGUUCUCUUCCUACAGUGUUCAAUUUGAAAGUGCAGGCAAUUGAUAACUUUCAUAUACGGAACUCUCGGCUCUCAAUUCAAACUUCUCCUUCUGAGCCCAGUUAUUUUAUAUAUUCAUUUCCCGACAAUAUAGACAAAGUGGAUGUCCGCGUCACUUCCAAUGAUCAGAUUUGUGCUAGAAUCAUUGCGAGAAGAGCAAACUGUCCAAUAUUCGAUGGUUCAGGAUCACUGGAACUAAGUGAUAGACACUUUUAUCAGUCUUUCAAGAAAUUCGGAGGAUUUUCUCUUCGGAAAUCUGAUAUUGGUGUACAAUUUCAUUUGGCAGUGACAGUAAAUCCCGAUAACUCUGUUUGCGAUACGUCAAAAAACAACUCGUUUCUUCUCGCUGUUCCAAUAUUAGUUUAUGCAUUGAGCGUGAUAAUUGUCUUGCUAUUGACUUUUUUCAAAUACAAGUUGGUGGACUGCUAUGAAAACAACGAGCCGAGCAUUUUUGAAGGCAAUGAGUCGGAGGCCAAUGUGAUUAUCGAUAAAACAGCGUUAUUCGUUAAACCGGAGAAUGUUGUCAGUCACAAAGAAUAUGAAAAACAAAGAAUCGUGAAAGAUUCCAAAUACUUCAACUCUUUAACAAUGUUUGUUAUUCCGAAUCAAACGGUCACUUCUUCAUGUUUUCGACUCGGCAAAGGGCUAGUUGGAAUUUAUUUGUUUUAUUACACAAUUCAAAAAGUUCGUUUUGAAUGGAGUUCGUUUUCUACACUUUACAAAAUCAGUUGUUUCUUGCUGACAAUAUUUUUCAUUUGUAUGGAGUGUAUGAACAGAUACUUAGCAACAUAUCGUAAUACUUACGCAGUUUUGUUGACACCUGCAGAAUCUCGUGAGCUCAACACGGAGUGUGUUCUGCCUGGAAUUGAUUGGAAGGACCUUCGUCAUUAUAAUUGUGCGCUCGAUUGCUUUCUUUUCAUUGUGUUGAUGGACUAUAUUGAUUCUAAUCUUAAAGGCUAUGGUACGGUUUACAAAAACACUACUCUGGGGAAACUGAAUUCCGAUGUGUUUGAACUAGCUGCUACUAAUGAUUCUAGGAUAUUUUCUGUCCGUGUGAUUUUUACUUCUCUGGAUCAUAAUAUUUGCAAGCCGGUCUCGUUAGUACUCAUGAGAGGGCCAUCAUAUCUGUCCACCUUUUUACCAAGAAUUCAAACUUUUGAUGGUCCAUCUACGCAAUAUUUCAAUCUAGCAGAAACACUGUGUGAGCAAAGGAAUUUGAGAAAUGCAACUUUAACCGAAUUCACUGAUACCGUACGAUUGUCCGUUUCUAGUAGCGUUCCUGCGACAUAUACAAUAAAAGUUGUACAAGUUUUCGGAUAUGUUCUUGGAAUGUUACCAGUGAAAAAUACAGUCUCUCCACCAGAACCAGUUUUCUAUCGAUUCUCUUUCCCAGAUUUCAUCAAUGCAAUUUCGAUCCGUGUCACAUCAGAUGAUAAUCACUGCGGACGAGUUACAAUUCAAGCAGCAAAUUGUCCUGUAUUUGAUACCGAAGGCCAGGUUGUUCUUUAUGACUCAUAUGUACAUCAAACGUUUACAAAAAAGUCUUUUAUAAUUGUCAAUCUCGAAGAUUUUGACAGAGAUAUACAUGUUAUUGUUUCUGUACUACCAAUUGAUACACCUUGUUUAACCAGAGGCAGAUAUACAUGGCUAAACGAUACUUCCACUAAUUCCAGAAGCAAAAACGUUACUAUAGAAGUAAACGCUUUCAAUCCAAAUAUCUCUCCGCUGUUAUUCACAUGUUUGAUUUUUAUUUUUGUCUUGGUUUCCUCAGGGUUACUUGCAUUUUGCUGCUACCGUAGAGGAAAUGAUAAUAAUCCAGAUGAUCAUGAAGAUGAUGGGACAUGGCAUUUGUGGAAUUUGUCACUAUCACAACUUUUUGUGAUACUACCUAUCUCGUCGAUUGUCAUUGCCAAGCAUGCAGAUUCAUUUUUUGCAAAAGACACAGAUAUCUGCAACUUUAACUUUGAAUGCUCAACUCCGCUUGGUAAUUUGAAAGCUUUCAAUAGUAUGCUGAGUGCUUCAAGUAUCAUAUUCGCAUCAGGAAUCAACGUUUUUUUCUCGUUUUAUUUAAAACGUCAACGUCGAUUUUUCCCGCUAAACUCAUGUAUUUUCCUGACCGGAGUUCUGUGGACUCUUAUGAAUUAUUGUCCUCAGAAACACUCAUUUCAUCUAUUUACGAUGACCAUGAUAAUGACAACUCUUGAAGCAAAGUUCUUAUUAUUUGGAAUUCGAGCUGGACGAAACUUAUUUCAGUACAGAUUCAUUGGCAGUAUGACUAUGAUUUUGAUGUUUUCAAUCAUUCUAGACACGACAAUGGAGUCUCCAGAAGCACAUAAGAUUUCGAUUUGCCUGAUUGUUUUGACAAGUAUAGUGUACACAAUAUUUUUCUCUUAUAUCCAAGGAUUAGAUUUUCUGGCUCGUCUCUUCGAUUCCACUCGUAGGAAAGCCAAACGAUAUUACAGAUGGAUAAGAUUAUGUUGUUCUCGUAAUGCUUAUCUGUCACAAAGUAUUGGAGACAUUCAUGUUAUCCAAUCAGAAGAUGAUGUUAUAAAUUUGUCACAGAGUGUUGAACCAACGGCAGUUGCUCCAUCCACGAGCAGAAACCAGGAAAACAUUGUUUCAUUUGUGACAAUUUUUAAUUUAUAUGAGAUAGUAGGAACUUUUUAA
Messenger RNA from Caenorhabditis remanei, 3075 nucleotides. RefSeq lists its product as uncharacterized. The record is from RefSeq and is a predicted model, not a curated record. The coding region runs from base 1 to 3075 and encodes 1024 amino acids. Gene Ontology annotation, cellular component: membrane. The transcript is spliced from 24 exons. NCBI's taxonomy places the organism in Eukaryota, Metazoa, Nematoda, Chromadorea, Rhabditida, Rhabditidae.